Molecule: messenger RNA, 1203 nt
Organism: Spirometra erinaceieuropaei
Lineage: Eukaryota; Metazoa; Platyhelminthes; Cestoda; Diphyllobothriidea; Diphyllobothriidae
Source: the annotation of a GenBank genome assembly
AUGCAGCUGCGCUGGAGCGGCCACCUGGUGCGCAUGGACGACGAGCGACUACCCAAACGCCUCUUCUACGGAGACGUCGCGACGGGUUCUCGUCGUCAAGGAGGCCAAAUUCGCCGUUACAAGGAUACUCUGAAGUCCUCCCUGAAGCGCCUGCAAAUCAACCCGACCAACUGGGAAGAGCUCGCUCGCGAUCGUCCGACAUGGAGGAGAACAGUGAAGACGGGCGCUGCUAUCUAUGAAGCCAACCGAAUCGCCGCCGCCAAAGCGAAACGCGAAGCCCGCAAAUCACAACUUCGCCCAGUCCGCAACGCCGCCGCACAACCGCUCCCAACGUGUCCUCGAUGUCAACGGACAUUCCGGGCACGAAUCGGACUUGUUGGACAUCUUCGAACCAACUGCACCUCCCGAACUGCUCCAGCCAUCGUCCCCCCGCCCGCCUCUUUCUCCUCUCUUCCGCCAACUAACUCUGACACUCCUUCUGCACCACCAAUUCCAUCCUCCUCGUCCUCGUCGUCCUCCUCCCUCUCCACUGCCCCAGCGGCGGCCGUUCAGACUGCUGUCUCACACAUCACCAACACCAACACAGCAACCAACAUCACCUCUCCCAACUCUCCCGAUUCCAGUGAUGAGGAUCAGGACUACACCUGCCCUCACUGUGACCGCACCUUCACCUCACACAUCGGCCUGGUCGGUCACUUGCGAAUCCAUCGCACAGAGACUGGUGAACCAGUGCCUGGAGCACCAACCUACACCCACCGCACUCGCCUCCACUGCCCACACUGCCCUCGCACCUUCAGGCAUCGCAUGGGUCUAUUCGGCCACAUGCGCAUCCACGAGAGCAGAAUUGACCACAAUUCCGAUACAGCCACGACAUCCAACACAUUCACCACGCCCAGACCAAUCCUCGCUCCACCGUCACACGCGCCAAUAACCACCACCGCCACCACCACUAACACCACUGCUUCCUCAACAGCUGACACCGACACCGCCGACCUCUCAUGCCCACAUUGUCCACGCACCUUCACCUCACGCAUCGGCCUGGUGGGUCACUUGCGAAUCCAUCGCACAGAGACUGGCGAACCAGUGCCUGGAGCACCAACCUACACCCACCGCACUCGCCUCCACUGCCCACACUGCCCUCGCACCUUCACGCAUCGCAUGGGUCUAUUCGGCCACAUGCGCAUCCACGACGACCUGCGGUAG